AUGCCACCACGAAACAACCCCCUCCCAGCGGCCGUCCGCCUCUUCAACUGCACAAUCUGCGAUAAAGGCUACCCGCGGCAACUCGACUACGAAAACCACCUCCGUUCCUACGACCAUAACCACCGCCAACGUCUCGCCGACAUGAAGAAGCUCACUGCCUCCAACGAUACCGAGAGCAACAAGCCGAAACAGGGUCUCGAGAUGCGGAGUAUAGAUGUGGAGAAUGCGAAUAAGAAGCCGGGGGUUGGGAGUCGGUUUACUAAGAUUGGGGGUGGUGGGAAUGCUGCGGCGGGUGGCAGGUUCAAGAAAGUUGGGGUUGCGGUAGGUGGGAAGGAUGGUGUGGAGGAGAAGGCUGAGGUGGUGGUGGUGAAGACGGAGGAUAUGCCUGAGAAGAGUAUAGAAGUACCGGUUGCAGCUGCGAUGCCCAUCGCAGAGGCCGAGGUCAAAAAGGAAGAGGACACAGUCAUGGCGGAUGAGGAAAAGGCAAACGAGAUUACAUGGGAGGAGUACGACUUCACAAAGCCGACUGGGUGCGAUCACGCGAGUUGUCUUGGAUGCAAGACAGACGGCAUCUGGAGCGGUGGUUGGGUGGCUGUGGAUGCUGUUUGA
Messenger RNA from Alternaria incomplexa, 609 nucleotides. RefSeq lists its product as uncharacterized. NCBI's taxonomy places the organism in Eukaryota, Fungi, Ascomycota, Dothideomycetes, Pleosporales, Pleosporaceae. Bases 1 to 609 code for a protein of 202 amino acids. The record is from RefSeq and is a predicted model, not a curated record. The transcript is spliced from 2 exons.